Messenger RNA from Trichomycterus rosablanca, 4301 nucleotides. RefSeq lists its product as uncharacterized. Gene Ontology annotation, biological process: regulation of transcription by RNA polymerase II. The transcript has 9 exons. The record is from RefSeq and is a predicted model, not a curated record. Gene Ontology annotation, cellular component: nucleus. Gene Ontology annotation, molecular function: DNA-binding transcription factor activity, RNA polymerase II-specific. Lineage: Eukaryota; Metazoa; Chordata; Actinopteri; Siluriformes; Trichomycteridae. Bases 106 to 3732 code for a protein of 1208 amino acids.
CCUGAACUAGAGGAAGAAUUGCGCUACGAGACGAUAGCGAUUGAGCUAGUUUUUAGGAUCCCGAUUAAUGCGAACAGUUAGGGAAUCUGAUUAAAGGAAUAGAAAAUGACGAAGUUACAGUUGUUGCACCGCGCAGUGAGCGAGCGGCUGCAGGCCGCGGUGGAGCAGAUCAUGGAGAUGGUUGGAGGCACAGUGCAGGAGUAUGAGGAAGAGACGCUGAGAGCGCGCACUGAGAAUGAGCUGCUCAGACGCAGACUGCGAUGGAUGGAGGGAGAAAAUCCCACCGACUGGCCAGAUCCCACAGUGCCCACAGCUCUAACAGUCCUGAGCGAGGCGGAUCUCUCUGAGCAGACUGGCAGCCUGGACAGCAUACUAAGUCUGGAUGCUUUAAUUAUCAAAACUGAGUCUAUUGAUGCAUCUGAUUUUGAGGCUUUUGGGCACAACACAGGUCUCCCAGCAGUGCUUGGCUUUAAUACGGAAAGGUGUUCAUCUCAUACAAGUGCUCCCACUGAAACAGGCUUUUCUGAUGGCAUGCAAUGGGACUCGGCACACAGCUACAUGGCUCCGUUAGACUGUGAUCCUACUUUGCCCAUAGUGAAAAGCAGAAGUCAGAGGAUGUCCUUCGCCUGCCCGGUCUGUGGAAAAGUGUUUGCUAGGGAGCAGCGACUGAUGUUCCACAUGCGUGUUCAUUCCACUGAGAGGCCCUACAAAUACCGGCAGCGCAAAACAUUUUAUUAUGGAGACAAAAAACGGAAGAAGAAACUGUGUGGCCUUUCCAGGUUAUCAAGAGAGUUUGCGGAGGACCUGUCGGACACGUCUGAGCAGACAGAAAGGAGUACCGUGUCAACAAAUGUUAGUGUGUCAGUAACUGCUACAGAAGCAGAGCCAGUUGAAGCAUCAGAUGCUGCAAGUGAACCUACAGUCAGCAGCAAGCACUCGGAGAGAAGUGCACCCAGACCUGCGAGUCUCAAAGCCAAGCAAUUAACUGAAAAAGCUCUGAUCCAUCAGUGCCAACACUGUAACCAAGCCUUCAUCCAUCUCUCACGGCUGGCGAUUCACAUGAAGAAGGCCCACAAAAUAUCACUUUCUAGUUCAGAAGAACCAAAAGAACAAGGAUGCAGUGACCAAAAAUUACAGCAGCAUGAUAAGAAAGUUGUAAUAAGAAACAAUGAAACAGAAGUGGAAAAGGCAAAAGCAGUAGGCCAGAGCCUGUUUCAGUGCCCCGAGUGCAACAAGAUUUUUGCUCGCUCCUGUUGGCUGUCCUUUCACUUAAAGUCACACAUACGAGAACGAGCUUUGCUCUGCAGACAGGAGAAAAAAGAACAGCUCAAAAACAAGAUGAAAAAUGCCCCACAGCUCUCAACUGAACUGAUGAAGGGGACAGUCUGUUCGAAGAAAAUCUUUGCUUGCCCACACUGUGAUAAAGUUUUUACUCGUGAAGGAUGGUUGGGACCACAUAUACGUACUCACUUAUUAAAUACACCCCAAAAAAGUGAUGUUCUUCUCAAACACAUCUUCCCUAAUCCAUCUCAGAGAAGAUCUCGACGAACCACUAUCAAGAAGUCAAAGGAAGGCAGCAUUGAUGAAAAUAAAGUCUUUGAGUUAAAGAACAGAACUGAAACGUCAGAAAGAGUCACCCCGCAACCUACAAUUUCAGAGAAUUUUACACCCCCACAAAUCACUAUGGAAUCAAAAACAAACUUAGAAACCCAAAACAUAAUCAUUUUUGACUCAAAAAGUACCAACACUGGCCAAAUUACAGUGCAAUCAAACACAGCCCUUGAAGAGUCUUCAGGAGAAAAGGGAGAUGAUAAAAAAUCAAAAAAGACGUUUCCAUGCCAAGAGUGUGGCAAAGUUUAUUUACUGGCUGGCUGGCUAAAGACUCACAAGAAGAUGCACAAAAAAGAGAGGACUGUAAUGGAGAAGAGGAAACGCCUAUUGGCGUUGGGAGACUUUAGACAAAAUAAGAGCAAAGCAAAUGAACAGAGUCUUGUGGAAAUGGAUAUUGUGGAGAUAAAACAAAGAAAGAAAAUAAAGGACCUUAAGACACAGUCCAACCAUCAAAACAAAAAGAUGAAGAAGAAACGGCUUACAAAUACAGAGCUGCUAAAGAAUAUGGAUAAAUCUAUUGUUGGGGAAGCUGAAGACAAAAGCAAAGAGUCGGGAGACAAAACUCCUGACCAAUGGAUCUGCCAAGACUGUGGCAAAGUGUAUGCAAGAAAGAACUGGCUGAGGUUACACAUGCUCGGUCACAGUAAAGAACUGUUGGACUUGCGGCAAAAAAUAAAUGUUGAGGCACGGAAAAAUGAUAGCCAGACGUUAAUAGUGGGCUCAUCCAUUGAGGAUUCUACUGUUCUUAAAGGAAAAGCUGGAGGUAAAGCAAUGUUUCCCUGUCCCUUUUGUGAUAAAGUCUUUCCACGAGCAAUGCGGCUGAUGGUGCACAUGCAGAUCCACUCAGGCGACCAGCCAUAUUCAUACCAACAAAGCAAUGACCAAUUUUACAACACAGUAGAUACAAACAAACAGGAGCCUACAAUAGAUGCCAGCGAUGAAAGAAUGAAGGAUGAACAAGAUGAAGGGACUACGAAUCAGAUCUCUGCAGUGUCCCAUGACCAUAUAAGCACUACGGAGUUAAUGGAAACAGUUCAACCUCAAACAUUCUGCACUGGCAGAAAAUUCAGCCUACUACCUCUGCAGUCACCUGGUGGACCUACCAUUCACAAUACAAGUCACGCAAGGACUGAUUCAAAAUCAGACAAUUACUUCAGUUUACAGCCUAGAAUUGUUUUAGAUCCAGUUACUGAUCAAUCCAACCACUCUGGGAAGGAGGAUUUAAAACUGGGUAUUGGUGAGACUACUGACACUAAUUUACAUCACACGUCUACUUUAGAACCAGUUUGUGCUUCUACAGGCAAACAGGUUGAUCUAGAUACUGUUUGUCCUACAUUUGGUUCAGUUGUGCUUGCUAGUACAGGGGACCAGAAAACCACAGAAUCUCUUAAUUGCAGAAUAUCAGAGGUUUUGGAAGAAGGAUGUGUGGUAGAAAGCCAUGAUUGUGUUAACCAGAACACAAUAAGAAAGGAACUGGGACUGCUGGAAAAGGAUAUAAAAUCAGACGGGACUUAUAUUUGUACCAAUGAGAAAUCUAGGUUUUUUGAUAUAGCGCAAGUCAAAAAUACCACACCUCUCUCUGAACAUGAGAAAUCUGAAAUUGAUGAUGCACUGAAUCUUGAUAGAAUUUCCAAUGAGAAAGUUCUGAAUUCGCAGUUCAUUUCGAAGGAUCACAGCUCAAAUACCCUGCAGCAAUUACCUCACACAGAAAAAGGUUAUAUGAUCAUCUCGAACGUCAGUGACGAGGAUACCUGGCCAGUCCCUUCAUCUGAAAGUGUGUCUGACAAAGUGUUUUUUGACAAGUCUACCCCAAGCUCCUCAGUAAUGGCGAAUGACUCUGAUCUAAUGUUUCAACUAAAGACUGAUGAAAGAAGUUUUCAUUUCAACUCUGAACAAAAGAUACAAGAUGGUUUAAUGUUUUCUGAGGCAUCCUUAACACAACAAAUGAAGGUGCAUUCUGUGUCUGGUGGGACUGGCAAGAAGUCAAAAGCCUUGAGAAAGACACUCAAAAGAAGGACAAAAAAAAAUAAAACAAAGAUUAAGCAACAAGUUGUCCAAGUUCAGGUAUGCAACUCAAUCAGAGGAGAAAGUGCUACAAAAGCUAGCGUACUUUUAAAUUAGCUGCCAUUGUUCACUGUGCUCAUGUGGAACAAGUGUAGUCGUGACCUGAGAUUUGAGUCAUUUAUGAUUAUUUUGUGAAAUGAAUUUUAAUUUUGAUAUGUAUUUAGUUAUAAGGAAUAUAGAUUGAUAGAUCUAUAGAAUGCAAACAUUCUUUGAACACAUCAUUGCUGAAAAUAUCUGGAAUGGGUAGUGAUUUAGUAGACAUUGCUAAAAUCUCAGGAAUACAUAACUCUCAUACAGCCAUGAAUGCAAAUACAUUUGAAUUAUCUGGAAGCCCACACAUUGAGGAAACUCUUCUGUUUGAAGACUUGUAGAAAAACACAAUUUAAUCUUAAAUCAUAUUCAGAGAAAUAUGUGUGUUGUGUGAAUGUGUUGAUAGAAGUUUUUUAAAAUUGUGAGAGAGGGAAGUUAUUGAGACUUUGUUGCUGUAAGAAAUGUAAUAACUGAUCAAAAUGAGCUCUUGUUCAUUGUUGUCUUUUCAGGGGUCUUAUAAAAAGAAACUAGCUUUGUAUUGUAUACAGUGGUUACAGUAUAGCACUGAUAAAUUUUUGUUUAAAGGUUUAGAUUUA